GAUAACUUCCGGUCUCAGUUGGAGGUGUUUCUGUAUGUCUUAAUGAAGGAUUUCUCUUAUUUUCUGGGUUCCAGCCCCACGUAGCUUUAUAUAAAAUACCCUUUUCGUCUACAGCACAAGACAAGGGGAGGUAUGGCGUCUGCUUUGGAACAAUUUGUGAACAGCGUCCGUCAGCUGUCCUCUCAGGGUCAGAUGACCCAGCUGUGUGAGUUAAUUAGUAAAAGUGGAGAGCUGCUGGCAAAAAACCUCUCUCAUUUGGACACAGUGUUGGGGGCACUGGAUGUACAAGAACACUCCAUGGGAGUGUUGGCUGUGCUGUUUGUAAAAUUUUCUAUGCCUAGUAUCCCCGACUUUGAGACUCUCUUCUCACAGGUUCAGCUUUUUAUUAGCACUUGUAAUGGAGAACAUAUCCGUUAUGCAACAGAUACUUUUGCUGGUCUUUGCCAUCAGCUGACUAAUUCCCUUGUGGAAAGAAAACAGCCCCUGAGAGGGAUAAGUAUCAUCAGACAGGCAAUAGACAAGAUGCAGAUGAAUACAAACCAGCUGACCUCAAUUCAUGCAGACCUCUGCCAGCUUUGCUUGCUAGCAAAAUGUUUUACGCCUGCCCUCCCAUUUCUGGAUGUGGAUAUGAUGGACAUUUGUAAAGAAAAUGGUACUUAUGAUGCCAAGCACUUUUUAUGUUAUUAUUAUUAUGGAGGAAUGAUCUACACUGGUUUGAAGAACUUUGAAAGAGCUCUCUACUUUUAUGAACAGGCUAUAACCACUCCAGCCAUGGCUGUCAGCCACAUUAUGAUGGAAGCAUAUAAAAAAUACAUAUUGGUGUCCUUAAUACUUCAUGGUAAAGUACAGCCUCUUCCCAAGUACACUUCACAGAUAGUAGGCCGAUUCAUUAAGCCCCUUAGCAAUGCCUACCAUGAAUUAGCACAAGUUUACGCAACAAAUAACCCAGCUGAGCUCCGAAACUUGGUGAACAAACAUUCUGAAACAUUUACCAGAGAGAACAACAUGGGGUUGGUCAAACAGUGCCUCUCUUCACUGUAUAAGAAGAAUAUUCAGAGGCUAACCAAGACAUUUUUAACUUUAUCUUUACAAGACAUGGCAAGCAGAGUACAGUUAUCAGGACCACAGGAAGCAGAGAAAUAUGUAUUACAUAUGAUAGAAGAUGGCGAAAUAUAUGCAAGUAUAAAUCAAAAGGAUGGUAUGGUCUGUUUUCAUGAUAACCCAGAAAAAUAUAACAAUCCUGCAAUGCUACAUAAUAUCGACCAAGAGAUGUUAAAGUGCAUAGAAUUGGAUGAGAAACUUAAAGCAAUGGAUCAAGAGAUUAUGGUUAACCCUCAGUUUGUACAGAAGAGUUUAGGUUCUCAAGAUGAUGAUGUCGGAAGCAAAGCAUCCAGUUAUUCUUGAGGCUGGAACUUCUAGAAGUACAGUGUUGGCUGGGUCAAGAACCUGUUUACAGCAAGGAAAGUAGGGGAGAAAAAGAGACUGCGAUCACAACAAGUUAAAAAUUGGUCUUGGAUGCAGUUAUUUAUGUUGACAGAUUUCUGCACUGAAGAACACACUUUGUAAAGAAAGUUUCUGUAUGACCAAUUUCUUCAAUCAGAUUGUAACAGUACUGCUGCAUUAAAUAAAGCAAAACUUCACUACUUUA
Molecule: messenger RNA, 1648 nt
Organism: Protopterus annectens (West African lungfish)
Lineage: Eukaryota; Metazoa; Chordata; Ceratodontiformes; Protopteridae
Gene: COPS3
Product: COP9 signalosome subunit 3
Exons: 12
Coding region: 133-1404 (423 amino acids)
Biological process (GO): ubiquitin-dependent protein catabolic process
Cellular component (GO): COP9 signalosome
Source: RefSeq, a predicted model, not a curated record